Molecule: messenger RNA, 1244 nt
Organism: Hyaena hyaena (striped hyena)
Lineage: Eukaryota; Metazoa; Chordata; Mammalia; Carnivora; Hyaenidae
Gene: TFB1M
Product: transcription factor B1, mitochondrial
Exons: 7
Coding region: 99-1136 (345 amino acids)
Biological process (GO): transcription initiation at mitochondrial promoter; rRNA methylation
Cellular component (GO): mitochondrial matrix
Molecular function (GO): rRNA (adenine-N6,N6-)-dimethyltransferase activity; mitochondrial transcription factor activity
Source: RefSeq, a predicted model, not a curated record
CCUUAAUGCUCCCGGCUCCCACCCCGCCCUCCCCGGUGACUUAAGAACAGCGCGGAAAAAAUCAGCUAAGAGGCCUUGGUGGUUCCUUGGGGCACGUGAUGGCUGCUUCUGGGACGCUGAGCACUUUCCGUCUUCCGCCGUUGCCCACGAUUCGAGAAAUCAUUAAGUUGUUCAAGCUGCAAGCAGUGAAGCAGCUAUCCCAGAACUUUCUCCUGGACUUGAGGCUGACAGAUAAAAUUGUAAGGAAAGCUGGCAAUCUGACAAAUGCUUAUGUUUAUGAAGUGGGCCCUGGGCCAGGGGGAAUCACAAGAUCCAUUCUCAAUGCCAAUGUGGCUGAACUUUUGGUGGUUGAAAAGGAUAGUCGAUUUAUUCCUGGAUUACAGAUGCUUUCCGAUGCAGCACCUGGAAAACUGAGAAUUGUCCAUGGAGAUGUGUUGACAUAUAAGGUAGAAAGGGCUUUUCCAGAAAGUCUUAAAAGACGGUGGGAAGAUGAUCCUCCAAAUGUACAUAUUAUUGGAAAUCUGCCCUUUAAUGUAUCGACUCCACUGAUUAUCAAGUGGCUUGAAAAUGUUUCUUGUAGAGAUGGACCUUUUGUUUAUGGCAGAACCCAGAUGACAUUGACUUUUCAAAAGGAAGUGGCAGAGAGACUUACAGCCAGUACAGGAAGCAAACAGCGCAGUCGCCUUUCCGUCAUGGCCCAGUACCUGUGCAACGUUGAGCACAUCUUGACCAUUCCAGGUCAGGCUUUUGUCCCUAAGCCAGAGGUGGACGUGGGUGUGGUGCGCUUCACGCCCCUGACGCGGCCCCAGAUCGAGCAGCCUUUCAAGCUGGUGGAGAGAGUUGUGCAGAAUGCAUUUCAGUUCCGGAGGAAAUACUGCUAUCGAGGCCUGGGAAUGUUAUUCCCUGAAGUUCAGCGCGUGGAGAGCACUGAGAAACUGCUAGAGUUGGCGGACGUGGACCCUACCCUUCGACCCAGCCAGCUCUCUGUUUCCCAUUUUAAAAGCCUCUGUGAUGUGUACCGGAAAAUGUGUGAUGAAGACCCACGCCUCUUUACUUAUAAUUUCAGAGAAGAACUCAAGCAAAAUAAAAGCAACAACCCGGAAAAAGAGAACGACCAGGAGAGAUCCAGACUAUAGCUGCUGCUUCGGCGGCGAGCAGCUUUCCAGAUGCUGCUUUUCACAGUGUUGAGCUGCUCACACGUGUACUCUGUGGCCUAUGGACGGACAAUAAAAAUACGAUUUCCA